GUCGUCAGGGGAUCUGCCGACGCUUUUCGGGGAGGUGCAGUCGAAUUGCCUGGCAAUACGGAGAAUCUGAUGAGUUUGCUAAAGGCUCCCAGGGAACUACUUUCGGCAGAAUAUAGACAAGGGAUAGACAAAGUACAAAUCUCGAAAUCACUCAAAAGGGGCAGAACAAACAUCAAAAAUUUUUACAGUCUUCCGGAGCAGGAAUUUUUGGCCCGGGGGCACCAUCAGCAGCUGGUCGUGGUGCUAGUAAACUCCAUGCUUCCUCCAGGAAAACCAAACAAGGUGCUCGUGGGGACGGCAAGGGUCCCGCUUAUGAAUAUUGGGAGAUGGACGGUGC
This is a messenger RNA of Amoebophrya sp. A25, 337 nucleotides long. Lineage: Eukaryota; Dinophyceae; Syndiniales; Amoebophryaceae. The record is from the annotation of a GenBank genome assembly.